Theobroma umbraticum is the source of this 1694-nucleotide messenger RNA. Its product is annotated as BAG family molecular chaperone regulator 1-like. Lineage: Eukaryota; Viridiplantae; Streptophyta; Magnoliopsida; Malvales; Malvaceae. Gene Ontology annotation, molecular function: protein-folding chaperone binding; adenyl-nucleotide exchange factor activity. Gene Ontology annotation, cellular component: cytoplasm. Gene Ontology annotation, biological process: protein stabilization. The record is from RefSeq and is a predicted model, not a curated record.
CCUCUUAACUUGAGCUAAUCUCCAAGGAUACAGGAUUUUUAUUUUGUUUCUUUAUAUAGUUAGAUUCUUCUGUUCACAUUCUUCCUUGGGUGGCCAUUGCUUUUCCUCUCAUGUUCUCUUCUCUACCCUUUUGUUUCCCUUCUCUCCUCAUUGCUUCUGUGAGGAGAAAAUAGCCUUCUGUUUUUUUUCUCUUUACGAUCAUUUACAUGCAAUUGUUUGCUUGUAAAAUGACCAAGUCAAAGCCUAAACCUUUCCUGUUUGAAGCAACAGUCUGAGGAGAUCUAAUGUUCUUGCUUCUCUUUCUGGACUGCCUCUAAGUCGAGGGAAGACUAAGAAAUAUCUCCAGUUUGGUUUCUUGGCAUUUAUUGCACAGGCAGUACUUUUAUUGUCUUACAAGCUUGGAUGGUUUGAUGAUGAAUUCAAAGGUUAAAGGGGAGUGUUCAAUGCCUGACAAGAAACAUGUUGGCGGUGCCAGUGAAGGCAGUGUGAAUCCUAAGGAGUGGGAAGUUAGGCCAGGAGGAAUGUUGGUUCAGAAGCGGGAUUGGAGUUCCAAUCAGAGUUCUGUUCCAAUUCCCACCAUUAGGGUCAGAGUGAAACAUGGCUCUACGUAUCAUGAAAUUCGUGUUAGUUCUCAAGCAAGCUUUGGGGAAUUGAAGAAGAUGCUGGCAGAUCAUACCGGAUUGCAUCCCUUGGAUCAGAAGCUGAUAUACAGAAAAAAGGAGAGAGAUUCAAAGGCAUUUUUAGAUGUUGCAAGAGUGAAAGAUGGAUCAAAAAUGGUGUUGGUUGAAGACAUUGCAAGCAAAGAGAGAAGGUGUCUUGAGAUGCUAAAAAUUGCUAAGAUGGAAAAGUCUUCCAAAUCUUUAUUACAAAUUGGCUUGGAAGUAGACAAAUUUGCUGAGCAGGUUAAAGCUUUGGAGACAACAGUUACUAGAGGCAGCAAAGUUCAGCAGAUGGAUGUGGAUCAUUUGACUGGACUUUUGAUGACAAGUUUAGUUAAAUUGGAUGAACUGGCUGUCAUUGGAGACUUGAAAUCCCAAAAGACAAUUCUGGAAAGGAAAUUGCAAAAGCAGGUUGAAACUCUUGAUGCCAUGAAGUUGCCGAACACAAUGCCAAGAAGCAAAGGAGACAAAAUCCCAGUGAAGCAACAUGAGCAAUCAAUAGGGAAAGGGCCUAUAGCAGCACAAAAAGAGCAAACACAAGAGAAGCAGAAGAGUUUACUAGCGCAAAUGCCCAUGCUGCAGCAAACACAAAGGCAAUCUGAACAGUCAGUUGUCUUCACAACAAAAUGGGAAACUUUUGACUAACAUUGGUGGCAGAAAAUUCCAGUUUCAAUGCUGCUUUGAGAUGGCGAUUCCUUGAGUAAAUCCAUAUGAUGAGAGAUUAUACAGAUAGCUAGAAUGAUAUGGCUUUCUCUUCUUUGUUGGACAAUAAAAUUUGAUCUUAUCCUCACAAUGUCGGUUUGCAUCUUUCACUUUUGUCCUUGUUAGAGAAUUGGUUCUUUGCAAAUUGUACAUAGAAAAUGAGGAAAAGUGGGGGAAGAGCCUUGGGGGGGUUAGGGAUGGAGAUUGAAGGCUUUGUUAAAGCAGCUGUUCCAUGUUCUGUCUCCCUUUUCUGAGGAUUGGGACCACAAAAGCCAAUCGAUCUCACCCUUAAGUUCAAUAGCAAUUAAUGAGAAAUGAAUGAUCUUUCUGGCA